Ectocarpus siliculosus is the source of this 1740-nucleotide messenger RNA. The record is from the annotation of a GenBank genome assembly. Lineage: Eukaryota; Phaeophyceae; Ectocarpales; Ectocarpaceae.
AUGCCACCCAAGAAUCGUGAGUCGAAACCUCUACUUCUUGAGAACCAGACCCACAAGCGUCGAGAUCGUGCGCAAGAGCUACGCUCCGCGAGAAGGCAGGGCGUCUUGGCAAAGCGACGCGUAGCAGGCGGUGCCUCUGCCCAGGGGCAGCAGGAGGAGCCAUGGUCGAGAGAGCGCUUGGAGUCAGCCAUCCGGGGCGUCAGGGAACGCCCCGUGUCUCAGGUUUUGCCGUUUCUUGUGGAGCUGCGGAAGCUGCUGUCGCUGGAGGAUCCUCCAGUUGAGGAGGUGGUCGAAGGCGGGGGGCUGGCGCCGAGGCUGAUUGAGCUCCUCUCAACGCCUCACGACGAGGUUCAGCUAGAGACCACGUGGUGUCUAACAAACAUUGCCAGCAGCUACAGCCGGCAUACUCGGACAAUCGUCGGUGCCACGCCGCAGCUCAUCAGCUUUUUGUCGGCGCCCAACCCGGCUCUUCAAGAGCAGGCGCUGUGGGCGCUCGGCAACAUCGCGGGCGACAGCGACGACUUCAGGAGGAUGCUUCGGGCGAACGGGGCGCUGCUGCCCAUGUUCCGACUGCUGCAGAAUCCACCGCUGAUCGAGAUUGCACGAACAGCGGCGUGGGCGAUAUCCAACCUCGCACGCGGAGACGAGACUCCCGGCGAGCCCUUCGUGCAGGCGGCGCCAACAUUUGUGGCGUCCCUCAGGGGCGGCGUCCGAUUCUCUGCCGCAGCAGCGGCGGCGGCGGCAGCGGCGGCGGCGGGGGCGGGAACGGGAGCUGGUGCACCGCCGUUUGUGCCUCCUCGGGAUGAAGCCCUCCGGGUGGAGGCGGCGUGGAUCCUGGCGUUUUUGACCGCCAAGGAGGAGGAGACGGUGACAGAGUUGGUUCGAGUCGGCAUGGUGACCGCUCUCGUUGAGGCGCUCGUAGACAGCGGGGGUCAGGACCCUCUCUGCACGCCGGCGUUACGUACCCUGGGAAACAUGGUCAGCGGCAAGGAGGAGUGGGCGGAUGCGGUCAUGCUGCACAACGAGUUCCUACCUUGUUUGGACGCGGUGCUUAAGAGCCAGGACCGGUCGCGGAGAGUUCUUGUAAAGGAGGCCGCCUGGGUGGCAUCAAAUGUCGCGGCGGGGCGGCGAGAGCACCGGGAGGCGCUGGUAGCUCAGGGCUCGCCGGCGGCUUUGACUCUGCUCUUGCUUUCGGACCAGCUGGACCUCCAGCAGGAGGCGGCACACGGGAUCUGGAACAUCGUGGCGCACGACUCGGAGCUGCUACUGCAGGCGGCGAAGGACGACAGAGUGAUGGGCGCGUACGUUGCGCUGGUGCGCGCGCAGUCGCCACCGGUAGUUAGGUGUGCGCUUUCGUUUCUGCAAUUGGUGUGCCAGAACGUUCCCGGUGGUCCUCGGAUGGUGGAAUCAGCCGGUGGCUUGGAGGCCAUCGACGACGUGCACUACUCCGGACAGGCUGAUCCAGAGCUUCAAGAAGCCGCCGGGGCGAUCGUCGACAGGUUCUUCGGAGAUGACGGCUACGAGUCUUCGGACGAAGGGGGAGACGAGGAAACGGACACUGAAACCGUCGUCGGUGGCGGCGACGGUUUCGGCUUCAACUUCGGCGGCAGCGGCGAUACCUCGCAAAAUGGUGCCAGAGGCCCUCCCGGACAGCAGCAGCAGCAACAACAACCGUUGGCACCGUUAGGAAGAGGUGCCCACUUGACGAGACCAUCAUGGAUGAACCAAAACCCAUCUUAA